AUGACCGAGUUUGACGAUUGCAGUCACAGCGCAUCCAAUAUGUAUCUGCCAGGGUGCGCUUAUUACGUCUCACCCUCAGAUUUCUCGACGAAACCCUCUUUUUUGUCGCAAUCGUCUUCCUGUCAAAUGACUUUUCCUUAUUCUUCUAAUUUACCUCAUGUCCAACCUGUGCGCGAAGUAGCAUUCAGGGAAUACGGAUUAGAGCGCAGCAAAUGGCAGUAUAGGGGCAGUUAUGCUCCUUAUUACUCAGCUGAAGAGGUGAUGCACAGAGACUUUCUGCAGCCUGCGAACAGGAGGACGGAAAUGUUAUUCAAAACGGACCCCGUGUGCAGCCACCAUGGACCGUCUCCUGCUGCCUCCAACUUCUACAGCUCGGUGGGGAGGAACGGUAUCCUGCCGCAAGGCUUCGACCAGUUUUACGAGACAGCCCCCGGACCCCCGUACCAGCAGCACUCCGAGGGCGAGGGGGACGCGGACAAGGGCGACUUGAAGCCCCAGAACAGCACUUGCAGUAAAACACCUUCCAGCCAAGAAAAGAAAGUGACAACAGCAAACAGCGCCGAUUCCCCUUCUGGUGAGGCUGUUGCAGAGAAGAGCAACAGUUCAGCGAUUCCUCAGCGAUCAAGGAAAAAGAGGUGUCCCUAUACCAAAUAUCAGAUAAGAGAACUGGAACGUGAGUUUUUCUUCAACGUGUACAUAAACAAAGAGAAGAGACUGCAGUUGUCCAGAAUGCUCAACCUCACUGACCGACAAGUUAAAAUCUGGUUCCAGAAUCGAAGGAUGAAAGAAAAGAAACUGAACAGAGAUCGACUCCAAUAUUUCACUGGAAAUCCCUUGUUUUGA
This is a messenger RNA of Cygnus atratus (black swan), 843 nucleotides long. RefSeq names its product homeobox D11 (gene HOXD11). The transcript is spliced from 2 exons. Gene Ontology annotation, molecular function: RNA polymerase II cis-regulatory region sequence-specific DNA binding; DNA-binding transcription factor activity, RNA polymerase II-specific. The coding region runs from base 1 to 843 and encodes 280 amino acids. Gene Ontology annotation, cellular component: nucleus. Gene Ontology annotation, biological process: anatomical structure development; regulation of transcription by RNA polymerase II. NCBI's taxonomy places the organism in Eukaryota, Metazoa, Chordata, Aves, Anseriformes, Anatidae. The record is from RefSeq and is a predicted model, not a curated record.